AUGGGUCUCACCUCCCUACAACUGAUCCCCACUCUGUUCUGCCUACUAGCAUGUUCCGGCAACGUUGUCCGCAGACGUCAGUGCAAUAUUACCUUACCAGAGAUCAUCACAACCUUGAACUUCCUCGAAAAGGACAAGUCUCCGUACACCAAGUUGACUAUAGCAGACGUCUUUGAUGUCCCCAAGAACACAUCUGAGAUGGAAACCCUCUGCAGGGCUGCGACUGCACUUCGGCAGUUCUAUAGUCACCAUGAGAAGGAAACCUGCAGGAAUGCAACUGUGCUUCAGCACGGGUUCUUGAUUAAAUACCUGAAAGGACUUGACAGGAACCUCUACAGCAUGACAGAUAUGAAAGACUGUGCUGUGAAUGAAGCCAAGAAGAGAACAUUGAGAAACUUCUUGGAAAGGUUAAAGAUGAACAUGCAAAAGAAAAUUUCAGAGUGGUGUUGA
This is a messenger RNA of Galeopterus variegatus (Sunda flying lemur), 450 nucleotides long. RefSeq names its product interleukin 4 (gene IL4). The coding region runs from base 1 to 450 and encodes 149 amino acids. Gene Ontology annotation, biological process: myeloid dendritic cell differentiation; T-helper 2 cell differentiation; positive regulation of macroautophagy. The record is from RefSeq and is a predicted model, not a curated record. The transcript has 4 exons. Gene Ontology annotation, molecular function: growth factor activity; interleukin-4 receptor binding; cytokine activity. NCBI's taxonomy places the organism in Eukaryota, Metazoa, Chordata, Mammalia, Dermoptera, Cynocephalidae. Gene Ontology annotation, cellular component: extracellular region.